UUGCUUCGCAAGAUGUCGUUCAACAUUUGCUACAUAAUCUAAUCUUCACCACUUCAACGACGACAACGAUAACUAUUAGGUGCAGCUUUAGUUUAGCCUUAUAAAUACGAACCCCUUACACUUACCGAAUAAAGGAGGGAAAAUACUCACCUUUCUCCACCUCAGAGCCAGAAAUAUAAUCGUAGUGCUAGGAACCCCCGGUGGAUAAGGGGUGAACCGAAGGCUUUAUAAAACAGGGAAUAUCGACGAUGAACUACAAACACAGGGAUAAUGCGCAAUUCAGCAGGGCAAAAUGGAGGAAGCGGUUGCUCAUACCAUGCUGGAUUAUCCAAAUAGGCCUUCUACUGGGAAUCGUUGGCUUGUUCUCAUUUCGACUUUCACGUACGGUCUACACCUGGGAGGAGCAGGAGAACAAGGGAGACGUUCCUAUGGUAGAGUUCGUAUGGGAAAUCAUUAAUGUGGUGUUCUCUUUCGUUUCGCUCAUCAUAAUAUUUGUAUCGGUGGCGAAGUAUAUCGCCGAGGUGUUAACGCCGCUGCCGUUACUAUUCGCAAACAUCAUGAACCUCGUCCUCGCGUCCGCCGUCUUGGCGCUUGAUAUCGUGGUUUACACCCGCUUCCCCGAUAGAAAGUACUCAUUGACGGGUAUAGCGAUGGACUGCAUAAUAAUAGCCUUCACCCUCAUCCCUACAUUUUACUCGGUCGUCAUCUACCGCCGCCUACUCGAGUACGAUGACUACCACAGUCCUUACAACGCCAAGCCGUACGGCUACGCCAGCGCGGAGGAGCCCGAGGAGGCGGCUUACCGCGCAUCGUGGCUCGAAGCACCUACGAUGUAUGAUCCCACGAAUCCUUCAGCCACGGCCACACGGCCACGCUCCUUGUCCGCCGCCAGUCGACACUUAUCCAUGACUCUCAAUAACCGCUCCUCCCUAACUCCGGCGGCACCCUCGCCAGAAGAAGCCCAAUCACGGUCGCGUCAUGGCAGCUAUGACCACAAGCGAGAUACGCAGUUUGAUGAGUACAUUCGGCGACGAUCAAGCGCCGGAAAUUACUCCAAAGAGGAUAUCAAUAAGGCACUAGGUGUUGAGUUUGGCUGGGAGGACAGCCAGGAUCAGCGAGACAGCAUUAUCAGCGCGGGGUCAGUAGCCGUAGCGCAGCCGAGGCCAAGAGGGGACUCUCUCUCGUCGAGACAGAUAAGCUGCGAGGCGAGCAUCAUCAGAAGCGUCAGCAGUAGCACCACUACGACAAACACCACAGCCACCUCCAUAUCCACAUCUACGUCAACACCUGCCAUGACGUUGGAGGCACCAGCAGGAAUGGUCAGGGCACACAGUUUGAACAGCGUCCCAGAGGCGCACGAAGAAGAGGACCCAGACCACAAGGCCAAGGCCGGAAGGAGCCGAGGCGCAAGCGAGAGCCAAGAGGUGCUUCUACGAGGCAAUGGGAUAUCGCGGUCCAGCUCUGGGUCGAGCAAGAGGAGCUCGCGGCGGUUAGAGCCCGUCGAAGGGUUAGAGGAGGUUGAGCUGGGAGGCCAAAAAAAGGAGAAGAGAACUACCAUGAUACCCGAGAAGGAAGUAGAAUUGUUUUUGAAUUAGUACCUUGUACCUGGGUGCCCUAGGUGCAAAGGCUGCCUACGAGUAUAUAGUACAUACCCAUGAAGCUGUAAAUGAUUGAUACAAUGUGAUACGAUAGAAAGUUUUGGUUUUACUUCUUUUUUCGUGCCGUGUUAACUUUUCUUUUCAUUCACUUUAGCUGUACAGUACCUGCCGAUUUUGCAGGUUAG
Hypoxylon fragiforme is the source of this 1783-nucleotide messenger RNA. RefSeq lists its product as uncharacterized. Bases 249 to 1595 code for a protein of 448 amino acids. The record is from RefSeq and is a predicted model, not a curated record. NCBI's taxonomy places the organism in Eukaryota, Fungi, Ascomycota, Sordariomycetes, Xylariales, Hypoxylaceae. The transcript has 3 exons.